AUGGACAUGUCAGAUGGUAUGACCAUGGGUGGUGCACCAUCAGAUGGCUCAGCACUGAAUGAGAAUAUGACGCAAGCUGCUGAUUUUUUGGGAGAAAUAUUGGAUGAUUCUAUUUUUCAGAUAGAAGGGAAUGUUGCUGCGAGACAUUUCUGGUAUGGAGUCUGUGCGGUGAUCGCUACAGCUGCUUUCCUCAACUUUGCACAGAAAGCUACCACAUUUACUAGCCCAAUCGGACUAAUCAGUGGUAUCUCAUACGAGAGAUUGAAUGUUGUCCAUCGAUGGACUUCCAGGGUCCUUUUGUUUCUUGUCACUCUUCAUGUGAUUUUCCUUCAUUUGGCUUGGAACGCAUACGACCUAGGACAUUUGGAAUAUUCUACUGACUCAUGUGUUCCAACCGGUUGGGGAGCAUAUGCGGUUCUGAUAUGGAUGAACAUCAGCACUUGUGCGCCUAUUAGAAAUUUCUCCUAUGAGUUUUUCGUGGUCCAGCACAUCAUCACUUUCUUAGGAUUCAUCAUUGCCGUUAUGAUUCAUCUUCCUGACACAGCUCUAUACUCCAGAGUUUACAUUUAUAUCCCGAUCGCAUUGUACAUAAUCGAUAGGAUGAUCCGCACCGGAAGAUAUGCUUGGAACAACAUUCAUACGCCAACAGCAACAUUGACAGUUUUAGAGGGUGGUGUUACUCGAGUUUGCAUCGAAAGCAAAACUGUCAAGAACUGGACGCCUGGUUCUCACGUUCUCCUCUCAAUACCUCAACUUGGACUUCUCCAAUCUCAUCCGGCGACAAUUGCUUCCACGCCUUCAUCGCACGAAGGCAAGCUUGUAUUCCUACUUAAAGGACACAAAGGAUUCACAGGUCGCCUAUUGUACGCAGCAGAAUUUUCACCAGCAUCAAAUUCAUCAUGGAAAGCCCGUAUUGAUGGGCCAUAUGGUAAAACUGUCGACUAUGCUGCUUUCGAUACUGUUCUUCUUAUCUCAGGCUCAACCGGUACAACUUAUACACUCCCAAUCCUUCUUGAUAUCGCAUCUCGUGCACAAAGCGCCCGAUUACCAGUCCAGCGAAUAGUUCUUGGUCCUUGUUGCUGUAUAUCUGUUGAUUCUGAUACGGAUGACGAUGGGAUUACAUCCAUUGAUGAGAAAGGUAACAAGGUCACCUCCAAACCAAAAACCACCAGCGCAUCAAGUAUCACUUCAGGAACUCGAUCAUCGAUUCUACCAUGUGCGGUGUUUCAUAGCGGAAGACCUGAUUUCCAUCCUCUUUUAGGCGAGCUAUUGGAGAAAGCCGAGGGGGAAACUGGGAUUGCGGUUUGUGGGCCUCUUGGGCUGAGUAGUAGUGUGAGGACUACGGUGGCGAGAUUUAGUAAUGAUAGGGCGGUUCAUAAGGGGACGGGAGCUCAGGGGAUUUAUUUACAUGCCGAGGGUUUUGGGUGGUAG
Molecule: messenger RNA, 1431 nt
Organism: Sclerotinia sclerotiorum 1980 UF-70
Lineage: Eukaryota; Fungi; Ascomycota; Leotiomycetes; Helotiales; Sclerotiniaceae
Exons: 3
Coding region: 1-1431 (476 amino acids)
Biological process (GO): copper ion import; iron ion transport; intracellular iron ion homeostasis
Cellular component (GO): plasma membrane
Molecular function (GO): ferric-chelate reductase activity
Source: RefSeq, a predicted model, not a curated record